Molecule: messenger RNA, 1292 nt
Organism: Achroia grisella
Lineage: Eukaryota; Metazoa; Arthropoda; Insecta; Lepidoptera; Pyralidae
Gene: dcma
Exons: 6
Coding region: 151-873 (240 amino acids)
Biological process (GO): G protein-coupled receptor signaling pathway
Cellular component (GO): neuron projection
Source: RefSeq, a predicted model, not a curated record
UAUCCCAGUUCGUCUAUUAAUACAAAACACCACCGUAAAUUAGUGCCUCUAGUUUAGAAGACAAAAAAGCCAAAUAACAUAAUAUAAGUGUCGUAGUGCCAAUGUUGAAGAAGUGUUGAUUAAUAAUAAGUAUAAAAAACAAUAGUGAAAAUGCUGCCAGUGCCGCAGGAUCGUUUGUCUGGGAGACGAAGCAGUUCCAUCGUCAGUCGUACUCUCCUUGGUCGGCGGGCUUCCGUUUACGUUACUGGCAAUCAACAGGACCCUGCAAAGUUAAUAACAGAGAUCAACGUGCAGCUAGCUCUGUUCCGCGAUCUGCUGAUCCACAUCGGGCAGCCACACGACUGUCCAGAGCUUCGAGAGCGCGUGCGCAGAUUACGUCGCGCAUGCGUUGAAGCCACCAAACAGACCAGCCAGUUAGUUCUUCCCAAUUGUAAAAAAUCAACAAGCGACGGUUGUACGGAACAGCCCCAGCUGGUGCUCCUGUACUUCAUGUCACAGCUACUGCUUCGAGAACUGGCCAAGUGUCACCGGCUCGUACAAUUAGUGCCAAUGGACAUGACUUCUUAUUAUGAAAAUCGUGCCGGUCCAUCCAAUUUCGGUAACGUGAUCAGUCAGAUUUUGCUGUGCAAGCAAAUCACACCGGACUUCAAUCAAGAGGAGCUUUGCAGUAUCGCCAAGGACACUCAAGAGAUAACCAGGAUAGUGAAUGAUAUACAAGAAUACCUGCCUCAACAUGAAAAUCUUAAUCAUUUGGAGAGUAACGUCGCACUGAAAGGCGACGACGUCAACGGCCUGUGGAGGAAUAAACGAAGAGGUUCUUUGUAUAAGGGUAUGGGGGUGCUCUGUUGCGUGUCCAGGCCAAACUACCUCUGAGGGUGACGGGUCUCGCCAUCCCGGCGGCUCAGUACAGAAUAAACACUAACUCGGAAUUGCGAACUCCUGGGACAUUGUUCCUAUAAAAAACUCCAAGUGUUCAGUGAAAUUCUAUAGUAGUGAUCGUGGUGUGACAAGUACCUAAUACUUGUUCGGUAUAGAAAAUGAAGGGGUCCAUUAAAUUGUUUAGUUAGUAACCGAUACGUGCGAAGGUAGAUGAUUUGUAUAUUAUGUUACAAAUCAUCAACCUCUAGAGUUGUAUGUAUGGAUAAUAAUAUGUAUUAUAUGAUUACAGAGUAUACCUACGUGAAUAAAAGCGCAUAGUUGCAUUUUAUCGUGAAUUGCCUGGAAUGGGAUCAAUUGCGUUUAAGUAUUUCAGCAAAACAAAUCAGGCUUCCUCAAUCAAAGUUAUAAAUUGG